UUCGUGAACAGAGGUGCUGUAAAAUGUUGACGGUGAUUAUACGACUGACAUUCUUUCUGAAAAUAGUUUCAUCUGUGAGUGUCGCAAACAUUGACAUUGGAAAUGAAAUUCGCGAAAUACGAGAUAAUUUGAUCCAACAAGAAAAAGAUAUUCGCAAACUACAGCUUGAAAAGCAUGCCUACAGGACUGAACUUCAGGAUCUACGAAACGAGAACGGAGAACUGAGGAGGACCGUGGACAAACUUAACGCUGCUGUAUCCCAGCUACAAUCGCACACUAAAUCUGAUGAUGCGAAAUACAGUUUAUCCGAAAUAAAUGGAGAGAACUAUUCUUCAGGAUCUGAUCAGGAUGGACUAGUCGAAUCAUCGAUAAACACAUUUUCUACCAGCAAGGACAAGAGACAGACCACAACCCCUAUAGCAUUCUACGCCUACAUGUCCAGUUCAGAGAGCGCACCAAGCCUUCACCACAUGCUCGUCUUCGACACCAUCAAAACGAAUCUGGGUGGAGGUUACAACAAACAUAGCGGUAUGUUCACAGUUCCUUCCGCUGGGGUAUAUGUGUUCACAUGGACCAUCUACAGUGGUGACAAUGGUAAAACUGCAUUCGCCUUACAUGUUAACAACGACAUUAUCAGUACAACCUAUGGAGAAACAGACGAUGAUGAUGGCGAUUUUGAUUCUGAUUCCGGGACUGUUGUUGUAACCUUAAGGAAAGUCCGUGCUUUUACGUAUCCGGUUUUAAAUUUUAAACACCGACUAGAAAGUUCCAUGCAGUUAUAACUUCUUUGUUUGAUGUUUGUAGUUUACGAGAACUGUACGAGUCAAAUUUAGCAUUCAAGUGUGAAUCUUAGAUAUAUUUACCAUGAAUUAUUAUAGUGUGAAGUCCUCACUAGCUCCAAUGGUACAAAGCAAUGUAAUAUCUGCAUUGAAAGGCUCAUAGGCUUAAAAAGCUCAUAGCUUGCAAUCUAAGCCUGAACAAGUUAAAAAUCAUACAUAGGCGUGAUCCUCACAGAGGAAUUCACACUGAAUUUUAGGGAGUGUGUUUGGUUCAAAGAAACCCAGAAUUAUAAAUUCUCAGAAAAUCAUCAGCAAAGAUGUUGAAUAUUUGAACUCUUCUUCACAAGUACUUUCAAGAAACAAAAUUAUUUGUACAUGAGCUGUAGUUGCUAGAAUCUACAUAUAUGUUACACUAUAUUUAUUUUUUCUAUGAGUAUGAGAUAGCAUGUAGGUAUUUUUAUGUAUGAUUUGAUUGAUAGCCAAACAAAAAAAGAAUAACACACACACCAAAAAAAUUGUGAGAAAAAGGAAGGGGUGGGGGUGCACCCCACCCCCCACUCCUUGUGUUCUAAUUGUCUGGUAGGACAAAAUUUUCAGUAUGUUUUACAUAUAUAUAUAUUGUCAUAUUCUGUUAAUCUUGAUUUAAAGACUGUAUUUGCUGUUACAAUUUACUAUUUUCAAAGUGUGCAAAGAAUAAUUGUAAAACUUAAAUUUAAAAAUGGGGGUUUACAUAUUCAAGAGACCAUUUUGCAAAAUAUCUCUGGUCAACUAUGGUAAAAUAUGUUUUUUUGUUAACCUUAGAUAUAAUUCUAAAUAUUUUUAAAGAAAAACUGGCAUGUAAACAAUUUAGAUUUUGAGAAUUUUUCAAAAUUGCGAUAUUCUGUGAUUUUUUUCUGAAGGAUGUGAGCAGAUUAAACAGCAAUUGUGUAUGUUUUCAAUUGAAUAUCUUUAAAAAUUCUCUCAGUAAAUGAAUAGCUAUUGGUUUUUAUAUAUUAUAGCUUAAUAUGAUGUGCUUUGGUGCAUAUUUUUAAUAAAACAUGAGAUAAUGCA
This is a messenger RNA of Ostrea edulis (European flat oyster), 1829 nucleotides long. RefSeq lists its product as uncharacterized. Gene Ontology annotation, molecular function: protein binding. The transcript is spliced from 2 exons. Bases 24 to 782 code for a protein of 252 amino acids. NCBI's taxonomy places the organism in Eukaryota, Metazoa, Mollusca, Bivalvia, Ostreida, Ostreidae. The record is from RefSeq and is a predicted model, not a curated record.